AUGUCCUCCAACACUUCAGCUUCUCCACCCCCUAUUGAGACUCUUCCUGCCUCUUCUUCCAAAACCAAGAAGACAGCAGCAAAGAAACCUGCAUCCAAGAAGGUUCCCACAAAAGCUGCUCCAAAGGUCGUCUCCCACCCUUCUUGGAAAGAUAUCAUCAAGGCAUGCAUCACUGCUCACAAGGAGGACGCUCGCAGUGGCGUAUCAAGAGCAACUAUUAAGAAGUUUGCCGAGGAAACCUACCGCCUCGAGGUAUCUGGUACAAACUUGUACCAGCUCAACCGCGCUAUCGCAUCUGGAGUCAUGGCGGGCGUCUUUGCCUUACCAAAGGGUCCUUCUGGCAAAGUCAAACUCGCACCUAAAAAGAAGGCAUCUGAUGAUGAGAAUUCAAAGCCUGUACCUGUAAAGAAGGCAGUUGUGAAGCCUGCGGCAAAGCCUGCUUCAAAGAAGGCCCCUGCUCCAGUCAAGAAGCCUGAUGCUCCAGCCAAGAAGAUUACCACGAAGAAGCCCGCCGCCGCAUCCAAGGCGAGGAAGCCCGCCUCACAGAAGACCACCCCAGCUGCCACCAAGAAAGCUGCCACAGCAGCAGCACCGAAGAAGGCUGCCCCAAAGAAGGCUACCGCCGGUGCUCCUACCAAGAAACCCGCCGCGAAAUCAGCCGCACCUGCUAAAAAGGCAUCCAGCGCGAAGACGUCAGAGAAGAAGAAGGUAGGCUAA
Messenger RNA from Suillus plorans, 717 nucleotides. RefSeq lists its product as uncharacterized. Gene Ontology annotation, biological process: nucleosome assembly. The record is from RefSeq and is a predicted model, not a curated record. Bases 1 to 717 code for a protein of 238 amino acids. Gene Ontology annotation, cellular component: nucleosome. The transcript has 4 exons. Lineage: Eukaryota; Fungi; Basidiomycota; Agaricomycetes; Boletales; Suillaceae. Gene Ontology annotation, molecular function: structural constituent of chromatin; DNA binding.